CAAAUUCAUGCUAACUACAAAUCCCACAGGACACCGCGGUUUGUCUUACGGUGAUGACGUAGUUUUUGGCGCGCCUCGCUUGGUCCAGGAAAGCUGUUGUGGUUCAGUGUAGAUCCUGUAGAAUCUCAUCACAGCCAGCUCAGCGGUGUCCAUCACUGAUGUCUCAACAAGCUCAGCAGACGGUCCCCUCCGCCCCGGACUCCCCUGCGCUGGUGGUCACCAGUAACGUGCAGAAAUAUGCUAUAAAGAAGAAGAAAGUCCUCAGUGCUGAAGAAACGGAGCUGUUUGAACUAACUCAGGCAGCGGGCAUCACUGUGGACCAGGAGGUCUUCAAGAUCAUCGUGGACCUGUUAAAGAUGAAUGUGGCUCCCCAGGCCGUCUUCCAGACUCUGAAGGCGAUGUGUGCAGGCCAGAGGGUCGCCGAGAGCUGCGGCGGCGUGGACCCUUCAGCUGCCUCCCACACGACGGGCGUCGCCACGGCGCCCACAGAGGCCAAAGAAGAGGACUCUUUGGUCUCUGGAAAGAGCCCCAAGCCUCCUGCAGCCCCCCCCUCAGCGUCUGGCCCCAGAGCCACGAGGGUCAACACUAAGAUUGUGAUCUACGGCCCUCAAGACGCUAGCUCUCCUCACUCUCAAGUGCGCAGUAAAGGUGGAGCGAGCCACAGCGAGAAGAGCAGGGAGGCCUCCAGCCAGCGAGUGCAGCGGCAGCCCAGCGCCACCAGGGGGCAGAAGACCAAGAGCUCAGGCAGCAGCAGCUCGUCCUCUCAGAUCAACUCCACAUGAGACCAUUUGUAAAUAUGUUGUUUUCUUUACAUUUAACUAUCUGUAUGUUUUAAAGGGCCAGUUCACCUAAAUUACACACACACACACACACACACACACACACACACAAAGCACAUUUUCUCACUGUCGGAGUUUUAGUAUUGAGAUUACUGUUGUCUCCAUCUCAACACAGUGAAGUCUUGUGAAGCACCUCCCUGUAUCUUUGUUAGCACCUGUUAACACGCCGGUUGGAAAACCUCCUCCGGAUUACAUCACAGAUUACACUCACACUGUACAACGUUCAGCAGCUCCAAAGAAAAUGUCCAAAGUCUGUGAUGAGAGGUGGAUGUCUGAGAACCACAGCAAAUCAAAACUACCUGCAUGACCUGGCAGGUGCUGCUGGAGCGAAGUGAGAAAAUGUGUUUGAUUUGGGUCAGUCAGCCUUUUCAGGCUCUUAAGUUAAAGUCCAGAGCGUGUCUUCGUUGUCGUUCUGGCAGAUGUUUGCUGUCAGUAAGUAAAACCUUUUGUUCGGUUGCCAUGUAACUUCUGUGAGAUUUAUUUUCUACUGGAAAAUGAACAUUUAUUCAUUGUACAACUUUUUUUUUAAUAGAAUGAUUAAUCUGUAAUAAAUAAUGAUAUACCUCCAAAA
Molecule: messenger RNA, 1410 nt
Organism: Scatophagus argus
Lineage: Eukaryota; Metazoa; Chordata; Actinopteri; Scatophagidae
Gene: mzt2b
Product: mitotic spindle organizing protein 2B
Exons: 5
Coding region: 159-782 (207 amino acids)
Cellular component (GO): spindle; centrosome
Source: RefSeq, a predicted model, not a curated record